Acaulospora colombiana is the source of this 486-nucleotide messenger RNA. NCBI's taxonomy places the organism in Eukaryota, Fungi, Glomeromycota, Glomeromycetes, Diversisporales, Acaulosporaceae. The record is from the annotation of a GenBank genome assembly.
AUGCUGAACUUCGACCUCCGUGGGCAACCGUCGUGGAUGGGGAUCGGCAGACUGAUUGUGGUGGAGGACAAGUUGGAACACAUUUUGGCCAAGGUCGAGCGGCUGGAGAGACCAAUCCACCCAUAUGAAAAUACAAAUAGAUUCUUUGGCAACUAUCGCGAGAUGAAACAAGGAACGGAUAUCAACAGUCGGGAAACCUAUUCUACAGACGAGGAAAGCUUUGAUCGUGCAAACAAAACUGUCAUUUGUUCUGGCGAAGGUCCAGGUUCUAUAUAUGGAAGCUUAAAGAAAGGCGUAAAGAAGUACUCAGCCAGUGUUGAGUCUGCAGACUUCGCUUUUGCCUUCAUAACGCGGACCGACGAGGCAUUGGAAUCAAAAGAGGCUCCCUUGGUAUCGAUGAUAUGUAUCCAUGGUAAAGGGCUGAAUAGAUAUACGGCCGGUGGAGUAAAAUUUUUGACAGGCUGCCUCUUUUCUAGUUCCGACUAA